Odocoileus virginianus texanus is the source of this 1307-nucleotide messenger RNA. RefSeq names its product POU class 3 homeobox 4 (gene POU3F4). Gene Ontology annotation, cellular component: nucleus. Gene Ontology annotation, biological process: regulation of transcription by RNA polymerase II; brain development. Lineage: Eukaryota; Metazoa; Chordata; Mammalia; Artiodactyla; Cervidae. Gene Ontology annotation, molecular function: DNA-binding transcription factor activity, RNA polymerase II-specific; RNA polymerase II cis-regulatory region sequence-specific DNA binding. The record is from RefSeq and is a predicted model, not a curated record.
CAAAGGCUGAAGCUGCUCCCUUUGCCACAUUAUAACUAGUAGGGGAUCCUCACCGACCAUGGCCACAGCUGCCUCGAAUCCCUACAGCAUUCUCACUUCCAGCUCUCUAGUCCAUGCGGACUCUGCGGGCAUGCAGCAGGGGAGUCCUUUCCGAAACCCUCAGAAACUUCUCCAAAGUGAUUACUUGCAGGGAGUUCCUAGCAAUGGGCAUCCCCUCGGGCAUCAUUGGGUAACCAGUCUGAGCGAUGGAGGGCCAUGGUCCUCCACACUGGCCACCAGCCCCCUGGAACAGCAAGACGUGAAGCCUGCGCGCGAAGACCUACAGUUGGGUGCGAUCAUCCAUCAUCGCUCGCCGCAUGUCGCCCACCACUCUCCGCACACUAACCAUCCGAAUGCCUGGGGAGCGAGCCCGGCUCCGAAUCCGUCCAUUACGUCGAGCGGCCAGCCCCUUAAUGUGUAUUCCCAGCCUGGCUUCACGGUGAGCGGCAUGCUGGAGCACGGGGGGCUCACUCCACCGCCGGCUUCUGCCUCAGCUCAGGGCUUACACCCAGUGCUCCGGGAAGCCCCAGACCACGGCGACCUAGGCUCGCAUCACUGCCAGGACCAUUCGGACGAGGAGACACCAACCUCGGAUGAGUUGGAACAGUUUGCCAAACAGUUCAAACAAAGAAGAAUCAAGCUGGGCUUCACGCAGGCUGACGUGGGGCUGGCGCUGGGCACAUUGUAUGGCAACGUGUUUUCUCAAACCACCAUCUGCAGGUUCGAGGCCUUACAACUGAGCUUCAAGAACAUGUGCAAGCUGAAGCCACUGCUGAACAAGUGGCUGGAAGAGGCUGAUUCAUCCACAGGGAGCCCGACCAGCAUUGACAAGAUCGCGGCACAGGGUCGCAAGCGGAAGAAGAGAACCUCUAUCGAGGUGAGUGUCAAGGGCGUACUGGAGACGCAUUUCCUCAAGUGUCCGAAGCCUGCGGCGCAGGAGAUUUCCUCGCUGGCAGACAGCCUCCAGUUGGAGAAAGAAGUGGUGCGUGUCUGGUUCUGUAAUCGAAGACAGAAAGAGAAAAGAAUGACUCCACCAGGGGAUCAGCCGCCACAUGAGGUUUAUUCGCACACGCACACGGUGAAAACAGACACGUCCUGCCAUGAUCUCUGACUGCAGGAAGCCAGGAAGCGGCCAGCCGCACUGGGAGCAGCGCGGAUUUCUUUCUCUUCCACUCUCUUCCUUUAAUUCCAGCUUUAUUAUUGCUAUUUCUCUCUCUCUCUCUUGUUUGUUCUUUUUUUUUUUUUUCUCCUUCCCUCCUGUUUUUUUU